GCGGAGGGAAGCCCGACUUCCAAACAGCACCUGGAGUUCCUGGAGGUACGAGGGCCAGAGCUGGGAAGAUUGGACGAAUGAUAGCAGAGAAAUUAUUGGACAUCCAGAGUGUNGACUUCUGCACCAUCCACAGCACAGGUUACCUAAAAAACUGGUCCCCCACUGUGGAGGAUCUGGACGAAAACGACGAGCCGGACAACGACGGAUGUAGCUCAAGCUGCCUGGUGGCUGUUGGUCGGUUACAUCAGCACGCUGUCCUGCAGCCGCUGCAGCAGAUUCCCGUCAAGAUCAAGCCCAUGGAGUUUGUGUCACGCCACGCUAUUGACGGGAAGUUUGUCUUCGUUGAUCAAAGGGUCACUGCCAUCUUGGCGUAUCUUCCUCACGAGCUGCUGGGAACAUCGCUCUACGAACACUGCCAUGUAGACGAUAUCGCUCAUUUAGCUGAAUGUCACAGGCAAGGUAUGCAUCUCAGCAACAUCUCGAUCAUUGCACACAUCUUCAAGGAUUCCUCAAAGACACGGACUGCCGUCUCUGUGCACAGAUAA
This is a messenger RNA of Stegastes partitus (bicolor damselfish), 545 nucleotides long. RefSeq names its product aryl hydrocarbon receptor nuclear translocator-like protein 1. Gene Ontology annotation, molecular function: DNA-binding transcription factor activity. Gene Ontology annotation, biological process: regulation of DNA-templated transcription. Gene Ontology annotation, cellular component: transcription regulator complex; nucleus; cytoplasm. Lineage: Eukaryota; Metazoa; Chordata; Actinopteri; Pomacentridae. The transcript has 3 exons. The record is from RefSeq and is a predicted model, not a curated record. The annotation marks the transcript as partial.